Molecule: messenger RNA, 654 nt
Organism: Candidula unifasciata
Lineage: Eukaryota; Metazoa; Mollusca; Gastropoda; Stylommatophora; Geomitridae
Source: the annotation of a GenBank genome assembly
AUGAAAUCGAAGGUUAUAAACAACAUGAAUGCUAACUUGUCUAGCGAACUGAGCAGGUUUUGUAACCAGACCAGCCGCCUCAAGCAGAUUUUCUUUGAGACCAAAAGAUGCUUUGAGGACAUCAACAGUUCAGGACGAUUCGAUGGAACUCAGAUCAUCAGUGCUGAACUGUUGAAGGAAGAGGCAACAGAAAUUGCUUCUAUCAUUGAUCACCCUCCAACCAUCAUUAUUUUUGGACAGACUGCAUAUGCGAAGUCUCGCAUUGUCAAUGAGCUGUUUAACAAAAAUGUCUUCCCUUUACUGGAGGAGACGUCGAAUGUAAAAAUGAGAAUGGUCCGCAUCUACCACGGCAGUACAAACACCGUCAGCCUGACUCUCCCGGAUGACUAUGAUCUGGUGGACAACCUGGAGGCCUAUAAUGGCCAUUGGAUUACCAUACCUCAGACAGAUUUAGAAAUUCAUGACAAAGACAAUGCCAAUGACUUGGCAGUGAUGGAAGUCACUCAGAACCAUCAGCUGCUGAGAUUGGGAGCACAGGUUGUUGUGUCCCCAUCAGCUUCAGAAGAUCAGGUAGCUGAAAUCAUUCAGCAGUGCACAGAGAAUGCCACACCAAUUAUCAUUUAUGGUUUUGCUAGCGAUCUUCUCACAGAAGUG